ACUAGUGACGAGCUAUGUUCGCUCAGGCCUGCUACGCUGUUCAAGCCUAUUCAGUCCUGUUUUACUCUCUGUUACACAAAAGGAAUAUACAUUGAUGUUGUCCUUCUCAGGUUGAUGAUCGAGAGAAUCAAUCGACUGCCCUGAGAGGACCAGAACAUAAACAACUAAGAUCGAUGUCUCGUGAGGUUUUACCAUCUAUGCACUUAGGACCGCCACGUUCUUAAUCACAAAUAGUGCGAGAAACGAAUUGCAGCAAAUUACGGAAACUGCUAUUUGAGAUGCUUAUUUCUGCUAUUUUACUUUCCUCAAAAUAGAAACUGGAUUUAUGUUCUUAAAGCUUUCCCAAUCGCGUGUAUAGGCGAUAUCAGCGAUCGAAAUUAAUUUACAGAGACAAAAAAAUAUUCACAGAUUGAAACCAACGAGAGGAGGAAUUUUACUUAAUUUAAGUUUCAUGGAAGCACAUUCAAUGAAAUUGAUUUGCGUUAUGUGUGUUUUUAUAUCCUGUAUUUCACUUUAAAUAAUUACAUAAGCUAAAUUAAUACAUCCUGCACUUCACUCUACGUAAUUGCAUAAGCUAAAUUAAGACAUAAGAGCUAAGGAACCAGGUCAAUGUAACAUCCGAAAUCCUAGGUUGGUGUAAGAAUGUUUCCUUAAUUGGAAGCGACAUUUAAGAGCAAAUAUAAGACGGCAAGGAAGUGCGCGAGGAAGUGUACAAGUAUAUACACCACAUGUAAGAGGUCGCCACGUUAAAUGAUAACUCAGCAAGUUUUCCUAAUUUCUGCAAAAAAUGCGUGCACAAAUAGCUAUGCUUUCUUUCAAAGCUGAUAACAAGUGAUAGGAUCAUCUGUCUUACUCGAUAAACAUCUAAUAAUGUGUUUAUUAACAGUCUUUAAAACAGAGUUUUGUGGUAAUUAGUUUAUUGGAAAAAAUAGUUGAAAAUCCAUGAUUUUCUCAUGAUUUAUGCAUCAUUUGCAGAUAAUUUUUGUGUUCAUGUUUCCUACAAAACCUGGCAUGUUUUUGGAAGCGAUGGGCUUUGCGUGCAGUAAGAAAUGAGAACGUUGUUUAAUCGAUAGAAUUACUGGAAAACUGUAUUCCCUCAAAGUGUUGACAGAGCGAUUGCCAGCCACCGUUUCUGGAUGAGAUUGGGACAUUGCAAAACACCGCUUCAAAAUUGUUGUAUUACAAAUGGUGAUCUUGGAGUGCUCUGGGGACUUACUGGACAAACAAGGAUGUUUCAUUGGGUAACCUUUUAUGGAUAACCCGCCGAGACAUUGCCUUUCUGCGUUCUUAAACAAAGUAUUCAACUGAAGAUCAUCGGCAAUAUUCUAUCUGAAAAGAAACAACAAUUUUAGCUAAAGUAAUAUACAAAUAAAGUGUUUAUUACUGGACUAGCCGCUUUGAGCAGCAAUAUAAUGUUAAGGAAAAUAAAGUGAUCCCUUGACGCGCAUACUGGAAAAUAAACGAACAUGUGCAACAACAUAAGGAAUCUUAACCGUUUUAGCAAAUUAUGCUCUUAAGAAGCAUUUAAAGAAGACAAAUGAACUUGUACAAGAAGAGCAUUUUGCUACAAUGCGAUGUUAUAUAUCAUUCUCUAUAAACUGUGAUAAAAGAGUAAUAUAAAUGGUGAUAUAUGGUGCUACACAAUGAGAGGAAAUAAUUUGCUCAAGUGGAUUAAAUGUGCUUUCCUGGCGUUAAUGCUCUGUCUGCGGAAUUCCUUCAGUCUUGAUAACAUGGACUACCUGAGGAAGUACGGCUACCUAGAGUCCUCAGACGGGCGAUCGGGCAGCCUUAUCUCCGAGGACUACUUCCGGCAGGCGGUAUCAAAGUUCCAGAAGCUGGCCGGACUUCCUGUUACUGGUGAGCUUGACGUCGAAACUCGGUGGACGAUGCAACUGCCUCGGUGUGGGGUCAAGGACGCUCAAGGCACCGGAAACAGGGCUAGACGGAAACGUUACGCCCUGCAUGGCAGCAAGUGGCGGAAGCGUGAGAUCGCGUACCGGAUAUCGCAGUACUCCCGCAAAGUGCCCGUGGACGCUGUACAGGUGGAGCUGCAGAGGGCGUUCGAUUUAUGGUCAGAGGUAAUUCCUAUCAAAUUUAUCAGGAAGGACUACGGGCCGGUUGACAUCGAGAUCAAGUUUGUAAAUGGUCACCAUGGCGACAACACGCCGUUUGACGGAAGUGGCCAAACGCUCGCGCAUGCAUACUUUCCGCAAUACGGAAGUGACGCUCAUUUUGACGACGACGAAAAAUGGACUAUUAACAUUGCUGAUGGCGUCAACCUUUACCAGGUAGCGGCGCACGAGUUCGGCCACUCGCUGGGACUAGCGCACUCGGAUGUCCGGAGCGCCCUAAUGGCGCCUUUUUACCGCGGCUAUGACCUCCACUUCCGCCUCGACCAGGAUGACAUUAUGGCUGUACAGGAACUGUAUGGUACCAAAGAAAGUAUUCAUACCACUACUACACGUGCCCCAGUGUUUUGGACCACAAAAGCAGCUGACGUCACUAUUCUCGAUAUAUGCAGGAACGCGACAAUUGACGCGAUAACAAGAACUGAUGACGGCAUCACAUAUGUGUUCAAAGGAGAGUAUUAUUACCGGUUGAGUAACCAGGGGAUCGACACGGGGUAUCCACGAAAGAUUGAGUGGGAUUGGGGCGCCAUACAGGGACCAAUAGACUCCGCCCUCACCUGGCCUAAUGGAUGGACAUUCAUUUUUAAAGGAUCGUACUACUGGAAAUUCCACAACCUGAGCCUCAAGUACGGCCCCAAGAACAUCUCGGAGGGCUUCGACGGUAUCCCCGCCCAUAUCGACACUGCCUUUGUUUGGAGCGGCAACGGGAAGACAUAUUUCGUCAAGGGCAAUAAAUACUGGCGUUACUAUGGCAACAAAAUAGAUUACGGCUACCCGAGGGACCUGCAAAUUUGGCGCGGUUUGCCGAGUAAUAUAGACGCAGCUUUCCAGUGGAAGAAAGGCCGGACGUAUUUUUUCUCCGGGGACAAAUAUUACCGAUAUAACGAUCAAAUAUUCAAUGUGGAUGCGGGCGGGUAUCCCAGAGAUAUUUCCACCUGGUGGCUUGGUUGCCCGGACAAAUCUCAAAUAGUAGCCUACGAUCGUCAAAAAUCUAUGCAAGCUAAUAACAGAAGACAUGGUCUCACAUAUAACAGUGAAAGUGCUGAUUCAGAAGAGCAGUGGAUAACUGUAGACUCGGGAGUAACAUUACACAGUGGGGCCAGGGGCGACGGUGAUAUUCAAGUCGACCAGGACGUUCAUAGUGGUGCAAACAACCAUUUUGUGUGCGAGAACGUUGUAGUAUUUGUUAAUGUAUAUUUAGUUUUUCGUUUGUGUAUAUCUUAGAGUGAUAGUUUAUUCAUUUUCACGUGUGUAUUUAUGCAUUCUUGUGACUACUUUGGUCACCCAUAGUAAACGAGGGGGCGUAAUCAAUUAACAUCCUAGACGGAUGUUAAUCUAAGAAAAUACUGAAGGCGUUAUUUCACUAAUGUAAGGCCCCAAUUUCUCGAAACUUCUUAAGCUUUAUAGGCUUAAGUCGCUUAUUUCAAUUAGCCAAAAUGCAUACUGAAAAUGGAUUUUGAUAAAUGAAAAAUGGUUUAUUCUGAAAAUCAUACAGAUAAUUCCUACACAAUUUCUAAAAAAUAUUGAAGAAGUAAAUAUAACACAUUUUAUAGAACAACAAAAAUAGUGAGAAAAGCUUAAUCCUGUUAUAAGGGGCUUAAGAAGUUUCGAGAAAUCGGGGCCAAUAAUGAUAUCAAUUGAUCAAUACUCGUAAUGGGCUCCCUACGGUGGGUCUAUGAAUAAGGGUAAGCAAUUAAAAGUUAAUCGAGUUAUUUAGUGGUUGCAGUGUGUUCAAAAUCCAUAUUCAAGUUACAUUGCGGUGAUGACUGUAUUGCUAAGGCUUUAAGUUGGAGAAUGUAAACAAGUGGUUCCCAUAGCGACUAUAACACUAUUUUUAUUCAAUCAGAAUAGUAAAUGGUUAUAUCGGGGAGCAGUAACUUUACAUUCUUCUAGUUUUAAAGCACGAGCGGCACUUACAUCCAACCAAUACAGAUUAGGAUACAACCUACAUGUUUAGCCAAAUAAAUUGCUGAUAGGCAGUCAUUGAGUAGUAGACGUAAUCAUUAAGAAUUUCAACUUCCGCGCGUGUUUAAAGAUCAGCCUACUGCCACUCAUCAGAUACACGCUCUCUGUGUCAGAUUUUGCGUUGACAAUGUGUCAGCCAAUGAGGUUGUAUUCUAAGUCAGGUAGAUCACAUAAAGUGCAUUCUUAAUGAUUAAGAAGGAUUCGUUUGCUACGCUCACUCUGCCCAUUCUUAAUCAUUAAGAAUUCACUUCAUGUCAUCUACCUAAUACUUAAAAUAACUUGGAAUAAAUUUGAGAUCUAGCUUGACUUUCAUUUCAUGUUGAUAUCGUAUUUAAAGUUACGAAACCAAGGUGGAUAUCAGAAUGUUAGAUCUACAAUCGUUGGAGGAGAAAUACAUUUCAUAAUGCGUUCAUGUAUCUUAAAUGAGAACCAUUUAAUCAAAUCAUAUUCUUUGUUGCGUGAGAGAUGGACCCCAAAUGUAAUAUUUAAGAUGCAAUGUUGGUAGAUGCCAUAAAAGCAUGUUUUUAUACCAUAACGGAUAUAAGUAUAUCAAUUUUAAUGCCGUUUGUGUAAAAACAUAGUGAGAAUUUUUGUGAGCGCAAAUAUCUAGUUGUUUUUUUCGCUGUCCAUUUUCUGGCAAAUGCCGAGAAGUUGCGAUUGCCACUAUGUAUGUAAAUGUAUGUACACAUGACGUGUCAGAAUAAUACCAUUACCAAAGGUUGACCAAUGUUAUGUGUUCGUCAAUGUAUCGUCUAAACGCACGCUAUAGAGUAUAGUAUUCUGAUGAGUUUACAUAAUAAAGUUACAGUGGAACCCCAUUGGCUCGAAUUCGCUUGGCUCGAAUUCCUCGUUGGCUCGAAAUGGAUAUAAAGGACCAAUCUCUAUAUACUGAAGGUAACCAUUUCCGCUUGGCUCGAAUUUUUCGAGGCUCGAGGUAUUUUCGCCGGUCCUUGGGAGUUCGAGCCAACGAGGUUUAACUGUAUACGUCAUGAAUUUCCUGGGAAACGGGGAUUCUAAUAGGUGUGUCUUCGUCUAUAUAGAAGGGACAUUGCACUUCAUAAAAGAAAUUCAUUUAUACAUGUACGUAUAUAUGCCGACACAAUUUUACUCGUAUCUGUAUUGGAAAUGACCUUGGGUAUUUUUCUCAUAAGUACAUGGUAUUUAAUCUCUGAUAGAGCAUCUUUUAGCUUAUGUUAAGCUGACAUGACUGAAAAAGAUUGGCAUAUAAUUUUAGCGUUAUAAAGACUAUGACUGUAUAUGAAACACUGUACAAUAUUUUUUAUGUAAUUCUUAAUUUCCAGUAUACGUUCAAAUCAAUGCAGAAUCAUAUUACGAUUAAUGUAUUAAUCGUGAUGGGAAUUAUGACAUGAUUCCAACGCACCUGCGUACUGUUCAUUGUAUCUGUUCCUACAUGAUCGACAUUAUUCAAUGUGUGAUGUAUUUCACAGGUGACAAUGUAAGGUACAAACUAUAUCUCAUAUAACAAUGCAAUACUCAUAACGUGUGUUCUUUUAAGAAUAAAGUAUAACAUACCUACAUUGUUCUUAUGUGUUAAUGUCUGCAUUUCCCCCAACUGAACCAUUUUUUUCAAUAGACAUUUGAAUUUUCUUAUGAGCAAUGAUUUAGAAUGCAAACAUUGCAAUUUAAUAAGUACAACAUG
Mya arenaria is the source of this 5754-nucleotide messenger RNA. Its product is annotated as matrix metalloproteinase-2-like. The coding region runs from base 1644 to 3353 and encodes 569 amino acids. The transcript is spliced from 13 exons. Gene Ontology annotation, molecular function: metalloendopeptidase activity; zinc ion binding. Gene Ontology annotation, cellular component: extracellular matrix. The record is from RefSeq and is a predicted model, not a curated record. Gene Ontology annotation, biological process: proteolysis; extracellular matrix organization; collagen catabolic process. Lineage: Eukaryota; Metazoa; Mollusca; Bivalvia; Myida; Myidae.